AUGUUCGCAGUCCUUUCCACCUACUCCGGCCACACCGAAACCGACCACAUUCGACUGCACGAGAAAUAUGGACCUGUCGUACGCAUCGCACCCAAUGAACUUGGCUUUUCUUCGCCCAAGGCAGCGAGAAGUGUUUUGGCUGCUGGGUCAGGAUUCCACAAGACGCAAUUCUAUGCAGUGUUCCCUCCUCCUGAGAACCCAGACAUCUUCACAGAAACGCGCGAAGACGUGCAUGCUGUGAAAAAGCGGUAUGCUUCGGGUCCGUAUAGUAUGGCGACCAUGCAUACUAUGGCGGAUGUCAUUGAGAGUGUGGAGCGAGACCUCACUCAACGUCUGGAUAAGAUUUGCCAGGAUGUGGACAAGAGGGAGAGUUGCGAUCUAGGAAAUUGGCUCCACUACUUCGCCUUCGAUGUGCUGGGUGAAAUUGCUUUCUCGCGAAGAUUUGGGUUCUUGGAAGCCGGCUUCGACGUUGAAAAUGCGAUUAAGACGAUAGAUGAUAUGCAAUGGUAUGAUGGGUUGGUCGGGCAAAUUCCCGAGUGGGAUUGGGUGUUUCGCAGAAAUCCGCUUUGGAAGUUGGUCCCUGGAGGAGGAGAGGGGCCGAAGAGAUUCUUGAUCACGAGAAUGGCGCUGGAAGCGAUUGAAGAGAGAAGGAAAGUCGGCGGAGGGAAGGAGAGGAAGGAUCUCUUGCAGAGAUUGAUUGAGGCGCAUGAUAAGGCUCCGGACGUGUUUCGAGAUGGCGAUGUUUUUGCUGUUGCUCAUGGUGCAAUGUGA
This is a messenger RNA of Cercospora beticola, 771 nucleotides long. RefSeq names its product cytochrome P450. The record is from RefSeq and is a predicted model, not a curated record. NCBI's taxonomy places the organism in Eukaryota, Fungi, Ascomycota, Dothideomycetes, Mycosphaerellales, Mycosphaerellaceae. Gene Ontology annotation, molecular function: iron ion binding; heme binding; oxidoreductase activity, acting on paired donors, with incorporation or reduction of molecular oxygen.